Drosophila suzukii is the source of this 9355-nucleotide messenger RNA. It is a transcript of the gene enc, whose product is annotated as R3H domain containing protein encore. Gene Ontology annotation, molecular function: nucleic acid binding. Lineage: Eukaryota; Metazoa; Arthropoda; Insecta; Diptera; Drosophilidae. The record is from RefSeq and is a predicted model, not a curated record.
AUAGUAAAAUGUGUGCCACAGGAAACAACAGGAAAUCAAAGAAAUCCUCCAAGAACCUGAACUAUAUAGACAACCAGAAGGAAAUAUCUCAAUAAAAAUAACACAAAACCGAGGAAAAAAGGAAAAAUCAGCGAGAGAAAUAAUCACAAAACAACAACCAGAAAGAAAGAAAGCUUUAACUAAAAUAUUUUUAACUAUACAAUAUACAUACAUAUAUAUAAAUUAAUUAUAGAAAUAGCGACUUAAGUGUUUAGUGCAUAAAUGAAUUAAUUUUUAAACAAAACAACUGAGAAAAUCAAGCAAGUGUACAGACCAAAAAGAUUGGGCAGCUUCUGAUUUUCGGUGAUAUGGUGUAAAUGUGAUAAACAACGUUCUAAAAAAAAACCAACAACAAACAAACAACCAAACGUUUUAAAAACUCAAUUACCACAAUAACAAAGAAAGAAUAAAUACCUUUAAAUAGUGUUUUAUUUUUCCUCCCUUCGCAAAGUUUUUUGCCACGAAAAUCCAAUACAAUAACUAUUUAUCUACAAAUACUAAGCCUUGCAUCGUAUAAACAAACUAAACUACAAGUAAACUAAUCUAAGUCGCACAAAACCAAAGCAAAUCGAGUGAAAACAACAGCGUCAGAGAUUUUUGGUUCAACCUUUUUUAUAAAAAAAAAUUCUCUCAACUGCACUGCCGCAACUUUUCGACAAAUAUGAUUUUUUUCUGAAAGAAUAAUAAGGAAAAUAUUAAAUAUUCGUACAAAUACUAUAAAGAAAACUAUGCAAAAAUUCUUAUGAACCGCAGACAAAAAGUUUAUAAAAGACAAAAACUAACCACAAACGAAAAUUUGUUAACAAAUUUUUGGAGCUACAUAAAACCGUGUAAACAAAAUGCAAUAGUCUAACUCACUUAUUGAGUACACUUGACAUAAACUGUGAUUAUGAGUUCCACAAAAUCUCAAGUAGCCCUAGCUACGAAUAUUCCAACCAAUUUAUCCUCUGCCGCUUCUGCCUCAACAGCGGCCGCUGCGGCCGCCGUUGUUGUUGUUGCCAGUGCCAACGCCGUCGUUGCCUCAAACACCAACUCAUCCGGACUGGGUUCAGGAUCAGGAUCGGGAGCAGGACUAUCAGGAUCAGUAGUCACUGGAGCAGCCACUGCCGGAGCAACAGGAUCUACAGUCACAGCAGCCACAUCCGCGGUGGCAUCCUCCGUUGCCACCAUCUUGAGCAACUGCAGCAGCAGCAACAUCAACAACAACUGCGGCGAGGAGUGCCAGUCGGCGGCCGGAUCCUCGAACUUGGGACGUCAGAACAGCUUUGGCAACAGACGAGGCAACAUGAAGGGCAAACAUCUGACGCGCAGCCAUGCGAUGCGUGAGUCCACUUCGCCACCUCGCACGCCAACGCCGCGGGCUGCCUCCGAGCAGCAGCAGCUCCAGGGGGAAUCCCACGAGCACAAUAAUAACAAUAACAAUAUCAACAGCAAAGCACAAUCAACUGGGAGGGGUAACUCGCCGUUGAUGGAGACGCCAGCCGUGAUUGUCACUAGUCAGCAACCGCAACAGCAGCUGCAGCAACAGAAUGUGCCCCAAAAGCCGCAGCAGAAUGUGCCACUCAGCAACGAGGCCGAGUUCCCUAAGCUUUCGCCUCCAAAGAAGUCCGGCGGCCAACACAAUCGCACCAACAGCAACGGCAGCGGCAUGGAGUACAAUAACAACAGCGGCACCAAGAAGUUCGUAGUUGACCUGAAGGCCAAUGGUUUGGAUAACAAGCAGCAUAACAGCUCCUCCACGGGUGUGAUCUACAACUCCGGGAUGAACUACAAGGCGGCGGAUCGCCAUGAUCGACACGAGCGUCACGAGAUGUCCAGCCAGAACAGCAAUCUGAGCAACAACCACGACGAGGAGCCGUACCAUUAUGAGCCCAGGGGUGGAGGCGGAGGCAAGAAGCAUCGCGCCAACACCAAUGCCAAAGGUAACAAACCACGGUUGAAGAAUCUCGGUGGCAGCUCAUCAGGAAGCAUUGAUUUAGGCGGCAACGGCGGAGGAGGCGGUGGAAACGGAAACGGUAACAACAUGUCCAACAAUGGCCUGUCCAACAACUCAAGCAACAACACCUCGGGCUUUAUAUCGCGCGUCUUUCAUCAAUCAGAGAACUCGAGCGAGCAGUAUACGGACUAUGGCGGCACCGAUCUGAUGGUCUUCUUCCGGGACACCCUCAACAAGAACCCCAAGGACCGCAAUAUCCUCUUGAAGAUCGAGAAGGAUCUAAUAGACUUCGUCCAGGAAAAUAGUCGCGGUUGUGAGUAUCGUUUUCCGCCAGCUUCCUCGUACAAUCGUAUGCUGAUCCAUCGCACGGCCGCCUUCUUCGGUAUGGAGCACAACGUGGACACGGAGACGCAGCAGUGUGUGAUUGUGGCCGUGGCCAAGAACACGCGUAUACCGGAGAUCCGCUUCCAGUCAAUGGUGCGCGACGAUGCACGCAAGUCAAUUUUGAAGCGGGACACGCACAGCUUCGACGAGGUGCGUCAGUCACCGUACUUGUGCCCCCUCUCCCUGGAUCGCAAGGCCAAGAGCUUCGAGGAGCGGGAGGAGGACUACGAUCGGGCGCGCAGCCGCAUCUUCAGUCGAACGGGAGGCAAUCAUGACGGCUACUCCGGCGGUGGCGAAGAGGAGUGUUACGGUGGUUGGGAGCAGCAGCAACAGCAGCAGAAGCAAUCUCAGCCGCCCAGACCGAAGAGACCCAACGGAAAGAUGCUGCAGAUGCAGAAUUCCACGGAAUCACGUGAUGGCAUGAGAUCCGCUGGAGCCGUGCCCAAGUCGCACAACUUUGGAAACUACGGCGGACCGCCCAGUUCAGGGGGUCCUGGCAACAAUUCCUUGCCGCGGGGCGACUCAACCAACUCGAUCAAAAGUGGACGUGGUGGCUUCGUGAAGCAGGACUCGACUGGCAGCACUCCAUGGCGACUGUCUCCUUCCAGCAGUGGCUACAAGACGCGCACCCAAUCCGUGCGCUCCGACUCCGUAACUCCAUCGCCCACGGGCUACGGCAGCGACAGGCAGACGCCGGAGUUGAACCACCCAGCCAUGGUGACCCACAGCCGGGUGGCACCACCCAUGUCAUCGGGUGGUGGUGUUGUCGGCGGUGGAGGACCAGGAGCAGGCGCCACCUCGCCCGUGGAUAUGGGAACAGAAGCCACCGGGGCUGAUCCAACGUCCUCGUCCAGUUGCUCGUCGGGAACGUCGGGACUCGUCUGGGCCGUCACAGACAUUUCGAAUGUGCCAAUUGGCAGCCUCCUCAUUGAUCCGCAAACCCUCCAACCAAUUGUCAAUGCAGACGGUUCCAUCUACCACUACGACCCGUCCAAUCUGCCGCCCAACCAGGCGCUUCAGCACACGGGCAAUCAAUACCAGUCGCAGAACCAGGGGAACACGUCCUCCGGUGGCUACAACAACUACCGCAAGUCGUCGCCACAUCAACAGCAGCAGCAGCAUCAGUCCCAGCAGCAACAUCAGCCACAGCUGCAGCAGCCACAGCAGCAGCAUCAGCAACCAACCCAGCAAUAUGCCACUACUGAGCUAUCCUGCAGCUCAACCGAAAGUUAUGCGGAGGAGGACGCCCAGUCGCCGGGAAUGGAGUGCUCCGAGGGAUACGAGAGCUAUGAGCAGCAAUCGUUGCCUGUCCAGCAGCAACAUUCGGGCAACGGGGACUCAGCAAGCAUCAAGGGCGACGAUUGUGAUAGCCUGACCAGUGCCACCGCUUGCCUGAGUAUCACCACCUCCACAUCCACGAAGAACUAUGAUCGUAUCGAGGUGCAGAAGUACAAGAACCAAGCCACCAGUCCGAAUAUACCUGCCUGCUGUGCCGUGGUUGAGAAGCUGGAACUGGAAGCUGCAGUGCAGCAGGAGCAGGAACAAGAACCCAUGGCUGGACCCUCCUCUUCCGGUUCCGCCACCUCCUCGGUGGGCAUUACUGAACUCCCAUCCAGCCAGACUCCGCUGCCGAUGGCAACGCAGGUUAAUUGUGACAUACAAUCGGUGUCGCCCAGCUCCACGCCCUACAGUCAGUGCGAGGUAAAGACUCCUAGCCAGAGCCACGCACCCAGCGCCGCCGUCGAGGAACCCAAGACAACCACCUGGACGUACACGCAGAGCUACCAGGCGCCAGACGGAUCCACCGUCUUUCACACCACCACUACGCCCAAUGGGGCAGCGCCCUACUGCGCCACCACAUAUCAGCAGGGGCCCGAUGGCAGCAUCUAUGCGGUUCCGCAGGGCAUGGUCUAUGCCGCCUAUCCGCAACCCGGCGUGGGCAAUGCCGGUGGGGCCUCGCAGCCGCUCUUCCAGCUGACAACCAGCAGUCAUCCGCCCGCUCAGACACUCUUUGCCUCCCCGGAGGCAGGCGGUGAGAUACCCGGCGGCACCUACAUGAUACCUGUCUUCGACCCGGCUCAGCAGCCGCGUGAGGGACUCAUCCCUGCGCAGGCCAUCUACCAAGCGGGACCGGGCGGACCGGGAGCCACCACAGUGAUGCCAAUGGCGACGGCGGCUGCCUAUCCAACGGCCCAGUUUGCCACGGCAGCAGCUCCCAAUGGAGGGCCUAUCUACCAGGCGCCGCUCAUCUACUCUAGCGAACCGGGCGGUGGUGCCCAGCUGCAACAGCUUCCGAUGGCCCCGUAUCCGAUUCAAUACUCCUACCCGUACUACCACCCCAUCUCGUACUAUGUGCCGCAGCAGGCGGUGGCCGCUGGGCCCAUGGUGACCUCUCAGCCGCCAGUAGGUCAGGCCCCAAUGCAACAGCAGGCGCCGCACACGGGAGCUGGCACAGCUACUGGUCCACCCACGGUGGUUUCAGUUUCAGGCCAACAGCACCAUCAGCCGCAUCAGCAGCACCACCAUCAGCAGCAACAGCACUCGAGCAACGGAUCCGUGGUGACCUCCAGUGGCUAUGGCACACGGGUGAAGCGCACACCAGGCGGUGGGUCCAUCCACUACAAUCCCAGCUACACACCCAGCUCGGUGACUCAUGCCGGUGGCACCCAUCAUCCGUCAGCGGGCUCUGCCCAGAUCAUUGCUGCGCCGGCGGCCAGCACAACCACAUAUCAUGCGCUGCCCACGCUGACGCUGGCCCACGGUGGUGCAGCGACCGGCACGGAUCUCAGUGGUGCGGGCGGUGCCCAUGUGUACGCUGUGCCCGCUCAACAUGCCGCGCUGAUCCCAACGAAUAUCUUCCCCUACGCAGCGGCGGCGGCAGCAGCAGCCGGAGGUCCAGGAGGUCCUCCAACGGCUCCUCAGGUGGUGCAGCAGGCCCCACCACCACCUCCUCAGAGUGCUCCCCAUCAUGCGCUCAUCACAGCUGCUCCGUUUUACCCAGCCAGUGGUGGUAACAUGGAUCAGAGUGCCUCACAGUCGGCUCCUAGUACUCCAGCGGCUCCUGGAAGGCAGGCUCCGCUGUUCAGCACACCGCCGGCUCCAAAUAACGCAAGCAGUGGCAACAGCAGUGCGGGCGGCGGCGGCAACAGUGGUGGCUACCACAGCAACAGUUCCACGCCGCACUACUACCAGAGCCAGAACAGCAACGAGGGCUACACCUCGCCCUAUGAGAAGAGGAACCAUGGCGGUGGUACCUCAGGAGCCCACACCGUGGGAGUACGCAAGCCAUACCACCCAGGUGGCUACAAUCCAAGGCAUUCAGUUCCCCUGGGAGGCAUGCCGUCUGGAGCAAAGACUCCGCUGCUGAACUCAAACAAUGAGCCCACGCCGCGUGCCUCGCCAAGCAGCGUGAGCUUGGGCGGAGCCUCUUCGUCCGGUGGAGCUACUAGCUACCAACAUCGUGGGCCACCACCCCACACGAUGGGCGUAAAACGAGACAACAAGCCCAACCAGCUGCCGCUAAUCAGUGGACCACCGCCCAGCUAUGCAACAAACUCAAGUCCCGGCGUCACCAGCUACGAGGCCAAGCCACCUGUCCGUCUGAAUGCCGGAGCCGCCAGUUUCCGGAGUCAGAAGUCCAUGAACCAGGACUAUCGGCGCAGUGUGUCCCAACGGAACUCGCCUAGCGCCAAUGGAGGCGGAAAUGGCAGCCACGAGAGCAGCAACAACUCGCCCAACAGUAUUUUGGGCAGCCAGAGCAACAGUGCUGCCAACACGCCGAAUGCUGCCGCACCACCACCUCAGCCACAGACCACAUUGGUGAGCCAUUCUGGAGGAUUUGUGGUACUGGACCAGACCACCGGAGCCGCCAUGAAUGCCUCGCCGCCCUCGCUUUACGGCGGCGGCGGUCCAACUGCAGGACUAGGUGGAGGAGCAGGUGGCGCUGCUGGAGCGGCCGGCUCGAAUGGUGGCCAUCAGCCGGGUGGCGGCGGUGGCGCCCGCUCGCACAUUCCCACUGCCCAGCUGCACCACAGUGCCGCCGCUGCCGCCGCCGCAGCUGCUGGCAGCCAACAGGCCACGGCGGCGGUGCUGAGCGGCGUGGCCGCUGCGGCCGCCCUCGGUGGCUACAAUCCAAACGGGGCGUCCGGCGUGUACUUCAAGUAUGGCCAGACGUACUUCGCCCAUCCCUCGGUGGCCUUGCCCAACAGUCGACGAUCGCCGUCGAACGAUAUCCGGCCGCAAAUGGCGCAGGUGGCCGGCAUGUAUCCCACAAUGAUGAUACAAGCGCGUCAUCCCAGUCGCCAUCCGAACCCGAACUACAAAGGUUCGCGUCCGCGGUAAAGCCAGCCGGAAAACCAAUAUAGGAAACCCAAGCAAAACAAAAACUACAUACACAUAACGGCAUACCUAAGAUAAAUAUAAAUAGCAACCUAAUUUAGUGGAACAUAAAGUAGUUGACAACCAUAAAACCAGAUGAAGUGGACCGGAUAGACGGAUGGAAACGCAAGAGCAGCGCAUAAGGAGAAUAGAACUCGUCGAGUGCUGGCCGCAGAGUUGUCGGGCAUUAUUGGUAGCAACUGGAAAGGAAGGGGGCGUGGCAGGGACUCAGUCGCCAGGUCACCAGAAAACCAAACUAAACUAUCCAUACACCAUGAACACCACAUGAGAGCCGGGGAGCGAAACAGAGCGAAGCCAUCACUGUUAUCUUCCGCAGCAAGCGAAGGGAAAGGGGGGAAAAACCGACAAAGCAUAGCAUAUAGCCUCUAUAUAGUUAAGGAGUAUUGUACGGAUAUCGCUACAAUAACUGAACCGCUACAGAAGAAAACAAUUGAAUGCUGUAUAUUUUGUGCCAUUAUAAAUAGUCUUUAAUAAAACAAAAAAUCGAGUACCCGAAGAAGCAAUAAAUGAACACACACACAACGACGGCCCCCCCAAAAAACGGACUUUCGAACUGAACACUCGACCGAUACGUAACUUCCACUCCCCUUCUCGAGCAUAUAUAGGAUAUUCAGGUAGACUUUAGUUCCGAGAGAGCUCUCGAAAGGACCGCAAAUAGACUGAGAGAAGUUUCAGAGAUGGAAUCGACAACCUCAGAGGCGCUUGCUAUUUGCACGCUAAAGCAAGAGAAUCUCCGGGAAUUCUCGAAUACUAUUUUAACCGAUUAUUUUCAAAGCUGCUACCAAAAAAAAAAUGUAUGUUCAAAAUUUCAAAUAUUGCCUUGCUUUGGUGUGCUUAAUUGAAUGCGUUUUAAUUAUGUUAGUAAUCUCAACCGAAAGCAGAAGCUAGAAUAGAAACUCCAUCAACUAAUCGACCGACCGGACAACCUGGCCUUCUGGACCUGAGGAUCCCCAAGAUCUGCCGCCAGAAUUGGGGCGAGUCUUAUAUCUAAUUUUGUCCAGCAAAAUUUCGUGUAAAGCUCUUCGAAACAAGUCUCGACACAAGCCACUUAAUCUGUUUAUUUAAGACCUAUGAAAUCUAAAAGUAAAAUACAUCUAUCAUUUAGAGAGUCAAUUAUUAUUAUUUUGUAAUUUUAAUUAAUGAAAAUUUGUUAAAUAUGAUUUUUGAUUUGAAUUUUUCCUUAUUACGUUUAUGUUCUUUCGAAAUAGAAUUUCCUUAUAAUUUCCUGUUCCUUAAUGCAAAGAAGCUGCAGCUAAAAUUCGUUGUUACUCGUAAGCAAAAUAAAAAACAGACAAUGGAGUAUGAUGAGUAGAAGAUGGAGGAGUUAAGCAGCUAUACAUUUAUUGUUAAACAAAAUAAUUAGCUUAGCGUAUAAACUACAUAUGUAUAUGUACCAUCUAAUAAUAUAUAGGCAAGUGAAAAGAAAAGAAAAACAAACAAAAUGCGAAAAUCGAAAAGUAUAAUAAAAGAGAAACCACAUGAUUAGUUAAAGUUAAAACUUGUGUUGCCUUUUUCUGUUGCUUAUUACUUUACUGACUUUCCACAGCAAAUGGUUAUGAUUUUCCUGAUUUCCGCUUUUGUACAACGAACUUUACAAGCAAUGGCAGGACUUCUCUCGCCCCGCUCGCUCGGAACUUCUAGAACUGCAUGUCUAAAUGUACAUAACAAUAAUUUACACAAAUCUGAAACGCGACUACGAGUAUAUAUAUAUACAUAUAGCGUGUAAGUAGGUUAGUGCCGCCGGCCAGUCUAGAAUUUUGGAUCUGCCAAAAAAACAACCAAGAUAUCACUCAAACGGCAACGCUAGCUCGCUCCAAAGCAAUCGGUCAUCUAUCAUUUUCGAAUCCUGAACCAUAACAUUAACCGAUAAGUAUAAAUAGCUUUCGACUUAAGGUGCGCUAGGAACUCAGCUUGAUACUUGAUAACUCAUAUAUAUAGCAUUAUAGCCGAUAACACAACAGUACCAAAUAAGUUAGUGAACAAAACUGCUCAAGAUUCGAAUCUAAAUACCGAAUGAUACUUAUUAUUAUAAGCACCGAAUCGUAUUGUACCAGAAAACCACACAGAAAACGCUUUGUUGGCUAGUCCCGCGCCAGGAAAUGAAAAUAAAAAACAGGAUGGGAGGCAGGAUCGAUAGAUUGCCGGGGGAAAGUAUCACAGUAUCCUGAAGUAUCGAACAUUUGCUCCUGUUGUGCAUUUCUUUGUUUGUUGCUCUGUUUGUUAAAGAAACCACAAAAAUCGUUGACGACUAAAGAAUGUUGAGAGGGUUAGGGAAGGUGGGGAUAGUUGGGAAAGUUGGGAUAGUUGGGGAAUGUGCAAGAGAAGGCAGGACAAACGCGGAAUAUGUUAUACAAUAAACUAUUAUUAUUAUUAUCGCAUCAUGAUAAUUCGGUCUAAUUGGUAAAUGCAACACUGUAGCUCCAAACCGCGACAACCAAAAACCACAGCAACCAGCAACUCGAACAACCAAGCAUGCAAUGAGAUAAAGACACAAAAAAAUGGGACGAGGGCGGCGUUUUUACCGACGAGGAUAACUCUAUUGAUAAUGAUGAUGGUAAUGAUAAUUAUUAUUAACAAAAAAAAAAAACAAACAAAAAC